Messenger RNA from Rotaria sp. Silwood2, 888 nucleotides. NCBI's taxonomy places the organism in Eukaryota, Metazoa, Rotifera, Eurotatoria, Philodinida, Philodinidae. The record is from the annotation of a GenBank genome assembly.
AUGGCUUGUAUAGUUCAUAAUUCACGCUAUCGUUGUUUAUUUCAUGGUGUUGUUAAUGAACUUCGAAAUGAAAAACGUAUUCCUGUAACUAUAUUACGAAAUAUGCCUCGUCAAUGUUGUACAUGUAACAAUCUUGACAAUCAAACACUAAUAAGUGUUGUUAUUGAUGAUACAGAAAAAUUAAUCAGUUUAAAGAAUCUUAUUGAUAAAAUCAAUCGAGAUAAAAAAGACAAUCCUAAACUUAUAUUACCAUUAAAUCGAUUAGAAAAUUUUAUUCAAGAAAAUCGGGUUUUAGCUUCAAAUUUAUUAUCAACGUCAAUAAUUGAUAAUGAAACUAAUAAAUCUCAUAAUUCCUUAUCCGAAUCCCAAGAAAAUUUGUCAAUUGAUACUGGAAGACGAAAGUUUAGAAAACAAAUUAAACCACCAAAACCACUUCAAAAUGGAAGAUUUCUAUUUUUACCCUAUAAAUUUGAAACUCAACCAAGGAUCGAUGUAGAAAGUGAAGUUGUAAAAAAGUUACAACGUGGUCGAUUUAUUGGUCGAAAUGGUUAUAUUGCAUCAUUAGAAGAAAAAUAUAAUGUUUAUAUUAAUAUGAUAACACCCGAAACAACUGCACAAAUUAGAAAAACACUUGAAAAUGCGAAAGCAGGAAAAGAAACUGUAACAAUUCAUAAUCGAAUAGAUCUAUCAGAGGGAGAAGAUGGUGAAUGGAUAUUAGUUCGACCAAAAAAAUGUGAAAAACAAGCAAACACAAUUGAUUUUGAAGCAUUACUAGAUGAAUUAACAAAUCGAUGGAAAAAUUUCCCAAUAAAACGAGAGCACAAAAAUGAAAUGGAGAGUGAAGAGGAAUAUAAAAAGGAACAUGAAGAGUCUUCAAAUAAAGAAUAA